Messenger RNA from Cavia porcellus (domestic guinea pig), 576 nucleotides. RefSeq names its product interferon omega-1-like. The coding region runs from base 1 to 576 and encodes 191 amino acids. Lineage: Eukaryota; Metazoa; Chordata; Mammalia; Rodentia; Caviidae. The transcript has a single exon. Gene Ontology annotation, molecular function: cytokine receptor binding. Gene Ontology annotation, biological process: defense response. Gene Ontology annotation, cellular component: extracellular region. The record is from RefSeq and is a predicted model, not a curated record.
AUGGCCCUCCUGCCUUUUUUGCUGACUGCCCUGGUGCUGUGCUGUUAUGGGCUUGCUGGCUCUCUGGGCUGUGACCUGCCUCAGAACUCUGUUUUGCUUUGCAAGAAGACAUUUGUGCUCCUGGGCCAGAUAAGAAAAAUGCCCCGAUCUUUGUGCCUGAAGGACAGAAGCAACUUUCUACUCCCCCAGAAGAUGAUGACUAGCAGCAAGUUACAGAAGGCCCAGAUGGUGUCUGUUCUGCAAGGGACAUUACAGCAGAUUCUUACUCUCUUCAACACACAGCUCUCCUCUGCUGCCUGGAAUGCAACCAUCCUGCACAAGCUUCACACUGUGCUCCAUCAGCAGCUGGAAGUCAUGAAGACCUGCUUGGUGCAAGUACUGAGAGAGGAAGGAUGUGUCUUGGCAAUUCAGAAUCCAAUCCUGGCCUUGCGGAGGUACUUCCUGGGCAUUCGCCUCUACUUGGAAGACAAGAAAUACAGUGACUGUGCCUGGGAAAUUGUCAGGGUGGAAAUCAUGAGAGCUUUCUCUUUGUCAGCAAAGUUGCAAGAGAAGAUAAGAAGGAUACAGAAUUGCUGA